Messenger RNA from Pseudogymnoascus verrucosus, 2081 nucleotides. RefSeq lists its product as uncharacterized. The record is from RefSeq and is a predicted model, not a curated record. Bases 321 to 1916 code for a protein of 531 amino acids. Gene Ontology annotation, cellular component: mitochondrial inner membrane. Gene Ontology annotation, molecular function: A2-type glycerophospholipase activity. NCBI's taxonomy places the organism in Eukaryota, Fungi, Ascomycota, Leotiomycetes, Thelebolales, Thelebolaceae. The transcript has 2 exons. Gene Ontology annotation, biological process: cardiolipin acyl-chain remodeling.
CUUAAACCCAACGGACAUAACGAAAAAUUAGCCACAAGGCACACCGUUGAGCUACGUUUCGGAGAAGAACGAGACUUGAUAAGCCCGCGCAGUGUGCAUAGUACGCAUACACUAUACAUAUAUAUAUAUAUAUAUUUCCGGUAGUUGCGAUUGAGUGACGGGUAACGCUGUCUCUCAGUCGCGCCACCCUUCCGUCAUUCAAGUUGUAUCCCAACACGGCGCUGUUGCUGCGCUCAACAACUUGUGACACAGUAGCCCUUCGUCACCUCUCGAGCCUCAUAGUUUCUCCCACGACACAAAAACACCAAACCUACUCCUCAAUGCCUUCCCCAGCAACUCACUCGGAGGAAGAUGCCUCGCGCCACGGCGCAAAGCCGAUCUUUGCCUCGGAGCGCACCAGAGAGGCAACCGCCGCCCCAAAGAUACCAAACCAAGCUCCUCGCCUUACCCAGUAUUUCCCGUUAGGUUAUAAGGAAGCGUUUAACCAAUGGUGGGCCACGGUUUCGCCAGCAAUCGCUGAGCAUAAUGUCCUCUCUUUCGUUCCUCACCUCCGCCAGCCUCCCACCCAUACGCAGACGGGAACCUAUGCUACCUCGAGUGAUGAGGCGCCAAUGUCAUAUAACCCCGAUCCGACCCGAGCCGCAACUCCGGUGCGGACAACCUCUAUGAAUGACCCAUUCGGGCCACGAUCCUGGCGAUCAAUGAUGGUCCAGCUGGGUGGCAAGAACCGAGCCCUGAACGAGUUCUCCGUUGAGAGAGAAGGAGAAGAGGUGGAAGAGAACUUAGUCAUGCUUCACGGAUACGGAGCUGGCCUGGGUUUCUUUUACAAGAACUUUGAGGGCAUAAGCCGCGUUAAGGGCCUGAAACUAUACGCUCUCGACAUGCUAGGAAUGGGCCGAAGCACACGCCCCCCCUUUAAAGUGAACGCAAAGGACCAGCAGGGAAAGAUUACAGAGGCUGAGAAUUGGUUCAUUGAUGCGUUGGAAGAGUGGCGUGUCCUGCGCAAAAUCGAUAAAUUCACGCUUCUCGGACACAGCAUGGGUGGUUAUAUGGCCGUUGCAUACGCCCUAAAAUAUCCAGGCCACCUGAACAAGCUGAUCCUGGCUUCCCCCGUUGGUAUUCCGGCAGAUCCCUAUGCAACGAAGGCAGAAAUACCUGACCAGGCUACUAUUGAGAACGAAGUCCUUCAAGACCAAGAAGACGACAUUGUCAACAAGCCGUCGAACGGGAACAAUGGUGCUCGCAACGGCAAGGCCCAAGGACCUGCUGAAUCAACUUCAGACGAUCCACCUCGCCGCCGAAUUCCAAAGUGGGCGAGCUACCUUUGGGACGCCAAUGUCUCCCCUUUCAGCAUUAUACGCUGGGCAGGACCAUUGGGCCCUCGAUUCGUGUCAGGAUGGACAUCCCGCCGCUUCAGCCACCUCCCAGAAACUGAGGCACAGGCCCUUCACGAAUACGCCUACUCUCUCUUUCGACAACGUGGAAGCGGCGAGUACGCUCUCGCCUACAUUCUCGCACCCGGAGCGUUCGCCCGUAGUCCUCUGAUCGACCGCAUACACAACGUGGGCAGGCAGCCUCUCGGUCUCUCGGGUGCACCGUCGACUUCUGCAGAGCCUGUAAGGCGAGAGACUGGCUACCCGGUUAUCAUGAUGUACGGUGAGAAUGACUGGAUGGACGUUGCGGGCGGGCUCGCAGCGGAACAAAAGCUUAAGGAAGCUAAGGCCGCAGCGCUAGCUACGGCGACUCCUCGGGAGAAGCAGGAAGAGCGCGGGAGUGCGAGGGUGGUAAUAAUUCAGAAGGCUGGGCAUCAUUUGUAUCUAGACGGGCAUGAGGACUUUAACGAGGUGAUACGGAGGGAGAUGGAGGAGACGAAACGGGAUCUGAAGAAGCAGAAGGAGCAGAGCGGGGGAUUGUAGAAGCACCGGGAUUAUUAUUACGAGGUGCGGAGUAAAUAUUGUAAGGGGGAGUUAAGCCUGUGAUCGAUGUGCGUUGGUCGUUUUGUAGAUAUUCUAUUUUUACAGCUUAUAGAUGAUUAAGACAUAGAUAUGUAUGAGUAAUGUGCAAAUAUAGCUCACGGGGAG